Messenger RNA from Funneliformis geosporum, 431 nucleotides. The record is from the annotation of a GenBank genome assembly. Lineage: Eukaryota; Fungi; Glomeromycota; Glomeromycetes; Glomerales; Glomeraceae.
GAAAAUUUUACAAUGUUCAAAUUGUCUAUGAUCCAAAUUGGCGUGGUAUCUCAUUAUUUAUCGGUGUUGAAUCCGAUUUCUUGUUAUCGACAUUUGUUAUUUUCAAUGUUAUCAGCCGCUUAGGUAGCUUCAUUGUUAUCAUAAAUGCAUUAACCGGAGAAGCACCAGAAAAUUCCGGCUUAAGAUUAGAGGAUGUGAUGAAGGUAAAAUUCAUAAGUAAAAACAAUGAGCGCAUUUUGGGUAAUAUUAAGGAGGAUUGGUUUAGCAACAAGAUUCAUGACACCGAUGGCAAAGAUAACCCAACACUGGAUUUAGAACUGAACUUGGUGAUGAGGAAAGGAAAUGAACUGUCAUAUUUUGUGUUAUCGAAGAAGAAUGAAGAAACGUGGAAUUCCAGCUGGCAAGCACAAAUUCUCAGAUUUAUUGAAUAA